AUCAAUUCUGUUCAGUGUCCCAGAUCGAUGCUUGAGGGGAGAUCCGGGACCCAGGAUUUUUCUGAGUUUGCUUUUGCGAGGCUUUCUGUGAGGGUUGCUGAACCACGCAGGGCCACCACUUCUCCUGCCUUUGAGGUUCAAACCUUGCCAUAGUUGGUGGGUCAAACGUCCGAGUUCAUGUGAGUUGAGGUCAUGUUUUACUGGGACAAACUGCGACAUUUGGAGAUCUCUGAAAAACCAGAGCUUGAUCCCUACCAGGCAAACAGAAGCAUGCAAACAAAACCAGGACCACAUCGGCGGAUCAGCGCCUUUCAGUCUCCGCCUGGUCCCUGCUGUUUGGCUCAGUGGUUGGGCCGGGCGUGGCGGCACGCGCCACGCGAGCGGUUCUUCAUGGCCAAGCCCAUCGUCAUCACGCUGAAGCGGCGGGCGUCCCGGUCGCGCUCGCGCGAAGACGCCGAAGAGGCUGAAGAGGCCGAAGAUGAGGUGAUGGACCGGGCAGCGCUCCAAGGUCACCUGGACACCUUUCAGGAGGAGCUGAAUACCUGGCUGGCCAGUGAGAGCGUGAAGCUGGGCAAACUACAUCAGAGUGGUCAGGAGCUCCAGGCCACCUUGGCGGCCAAGCGAACGGAGGUGAUGGAGUUUCUGGCGAAGCAUGGCCGGCCGGCGGAGGAGGAGGCGGAACUCACCGCGCUGGUGGUUAGCCUCAAGAAGAUGCUGGACGAGGAUAAGAAGGCCUGGGCGGCCUUAAGUGCCAGCUUGCAAGACCUCGCCAAGCGGAAGGGCGUGCCAGCAGACAAGAAGCCCUUGGAGCUCUUGAAGGCGUUGCUACGCCACGAUAGCAAGUCGGAUGAUGAGAGCUACAGCUACAGCGACUGAGUCUGGCCUCGAAGUACUGGGACCGGCGACAAAAGGAAAAAGAACGACCAUCCAGUGGGUGCUGGAGUGCCGCAGUGGCAGGGUUCGAAACCGGUGGAUGUUUGCAAGUCUUCUCAGGAAAGGCGAUGCUUUUUCAAGAAAGCCCAUGCAACAAAAGGUGCU
Molecule: messenger RNA, 1038 nt
Organism: Durusdinium trenchii
Lineage: Eukaryota; Dinophyceae; Suessiales; Symbiodiniaceae
Source: the annotation of a GenBank genome assembly